AUUCGUACUAAAUUUGUCUUUCGGGAAAUUUUCUCAAACUAAGUUUUAAAAGAUUUUACAUACGAAAGGCCUUUCCUAAUACGAUGUUGGAUCGUAGAAAGCUGGUAGUGGGCCCUUCAGAAGCUGAAGAAAUUUAAGAUAAUGAUUGGAUCUGUCGCAACAAGAAAAAAGAACUCACCAAAAUUUCAUGCCUACUAUGAAGAUCUAUGUGAACUGCAUAAUGUUAUGCCACUACGAAUGAUCACAUCACAAAAGCAAAAAGAUAUUCUUGAUAUAUGUGCUGAUAGAAUAAAAUAUGACGAGUUGUUUCCAAUUACAAAAGCUUUAGCUUGUGACCGUUCAUUGUGUUUCAUCGCAAUCAGGAGCAGAUGUCAAGUAAAAUAUGUUCACCAUAAUUUUUAUGGAAAAAGAAGAAGUAAUGUCAGACACAGGCCUCUGAUCCACACUGAUUUUGGUAUGAAUGUUGUCAUCAACGCACUCAAGAAAUGCCUAAUGCGGACUACAGUGCUAACGCAUUUGAUCUUGGAAGGACUCUACUUCACAAAAAAUAAUCUAUCUUUAUUGUGCACAGGACUCUCAAACUGCUCAUCCAUCCAGAACAUUUCAUUUCAUCAGAGUAUUAUUGGCGAUGAUGGUUGUCAGUUGAUUUGUGAUGCUGUUAAAAAAUUAAGAAAUGUUCAUUCUUUGAAUAUUUCUGCGUGUGAUAUUGGUCAGAGUGGAGGUUACUGUAUUUCUCAGUUACUAAAGUAUCAACAACUGGAGAGAUAUUCAGAAACAUGGAAAGAUGCUCUACGAUACCGUAUUGUUGAUGUUGACAGAAUGCCUGGAAUCAGACGUGUCAGUAUCAACAAUAACCCACAUUUGGGUGAUGCAGGACUUAUGUAUUUAGUAGAGUGCCUUAAAGAUGAUCUCUGGCUCAAAGCCAUAGAUCUGCAAAACUGUGGAAUAACGAAUCAAGGUGCCCAGGAAAUUCUUAAGUUGCUGAAAGUUAAUACUAUUUUGACUGUUGUUGACAUAAGAAAAAAUCAUGAUGUGAAUGGUGAUUUGCUAAAUGCUAUAAAAAAACAGUUGGCUGAAAACAGUUCAAGAAAUGUAGAAGAUACACAGGAGUAUAAAUGGAUGACUUUAGAUGCAAGCUUAGAGGAACAGUCUCAUUCUGCAGCUUCUAAAACACAUCCUUACUUCAUGUACUCAAAUCAGGAAAGAAGUUUACACCAAAAAGGAGUAGCAAAUGGUCAAGCUGCAGGUGCAGGAUCCACAUCUUUCUGGGCACAGGAAAGCUGUGGAUCAUCUUGCUUACCGCACCAGUUGAAUGUAGAACUGAAGCAACAUAUGUACUGUGAGACAAAAAUUCAGGAACUAACAGAAGAGCUUAAUAAGAUGCACUUGGAAAUAAAAAAAGUUAGAGGAAAGAGACAGAUAUAAAAAGGAACUGCAGGAAAUGAAAGCUGACUAUAACAACCAUAUUCUACUGAAUGUUGACACUGUUCAUGCUAUUAAUGAAGCUUUUGACAAGCUCACAACUUAUUUGAAACGUGGGAGAAAUGGAGAGAGUGAAAACACGUGAAUAAAAUCAGGAGGGGAAUACAGAAAAACAUUAGUGUGGAAAAUGUUAAGAAGAUAAUAAAGAAGAGGUGUGAAAAAUGAUUUACUUAUGUAUAAAAGUACUAAAUACUAAUUGGUAAGAGAAGAGGAAAAGAACAGAACACUAAUUGUGGAAAUUUUGAUACUGUUCUAAUUAGACAUACGUUUAUUUUUUAUUGUUUGCUGUAAUAUUGCACCAUUUUUAUGUUUGUUUCAACUGAUCAGCUUAUGUCUUUCUUGCUUCAUAAGAAAGGUAGUAAUCAGUAAUUGUAAUUUUCUUCAUUUUACCUCACACAGAACAUCCAUACUUUUCAUUUACCAUUCUUUUUUUGUUGCUGACUAAAAUGUACUUUGGUGUCACAUAUGUACGAGCUAAAUGCAAGUGUAAUGUAUCCAAUAAUUAGUUCAGCUUACUGCUUUGUAGAGGAUUAAAAAUUAAUGCAGAGGCUGAUACAAAAUUGUUUGUUCAUAAGGUA
Molecule: messenger RNA, 2060 nt
Organism: Schistocerca cancellata (South American locust)
Lineage: Eukaryota; Metazoa; Arthropoda; Insecta; Orthoptera; Acrididae
Product: centrosomal protein of 78 kDa-like
Exons: 9
Coding region: 142-1425 (427 amino acids)
Cellular component (GO): centrosome
Molecular function (GO): protein binding
Source: RefSeq, a predicted model, not a curated record